AUGUCGUCUGGCGCGUAGACAUGAAUUUGAGUGCAGGGAAUAAAUGUUUACCUAUUGGAGUAUUGUAUAAUUCAACAAGUGGCUAGAAUUGCAUCAUGAAACGACGAAUUUCACAUAAAGAGAAACGCACUUCACUUGAGGCGAAUAUUGCCACACUGUGCAGAAGAUUUAGGUUUCAUGAAGUGGAAGAACAUGUGCUGCCUAUUUUUCGCAAAGUCACUUGGAGACAAGUUUUGUAUUCGCUAAAGAGACAUAAGAAAACUCUUAGUUUAGUGAAUAUUGCACAAGCACUGAUUGCAUCAGCAAAGGAUGAGCCUUUUGCAUUCCUGGAGGACAUGUAUUUCGAACUGUACCUCACACAUAAAAUUGUACACAGUAAAAGUUACACUUGGAAUGCAUUUAAAAUGAUCGGAGGUCAAGGAAAAGCUGGUCUAGUGACAGAAAUGCAGAUUUCUGAAGCACUGAAGAACUCAUUCAGAUCAUUAGCUCAUGCACCAAGAAUUAAAGUAAAGUUAUUUGGUUCUCUCUCUUGGAUCAUGAUUAUACAGAAGAAACAAAAGCAUUCUGGCACAGAGUUUGAGCAGCAGCCAUUCAUUUGUGCAUAUAUCCCUGGUGAACCAUAUUUCUUUGCUUCGCAAAAAAAUGUAAAAACAAACAUUUCAGAUGGGCUAUUGUCUACAUUUGGGUACAGGAGAUUAAAUGACUGCAAACUGUCAGCUCCUGAUAUUGCAUCAAUGGUAACACUGCUAAGAAAUAAAGCUGCUAAAGCGUUUGAUGCUCAUUCAGUUCAACAUUCUAUUGCUCCAUACUCUCCAGGGCCAAGUGUGGCAACAGAAGAUGGCAUGGAUUUUACUGAUGAACAGUGGAAGAUAAAUUAUGCCAACAUUGUUUUUGGAAAAGAUUGUCCUGUGAUGAAAAAGUUCACUGUUAAGGAGGUGGGGCCCAUUGUGAAGAACAGGCAAAUGUAUCGAACUACGUUUACCAUUCGGUCAAAUGACGUAUUUCAGUUUCUAAAAGUAUUACUUGUGAAAGGACUCAGGCUAUUAAGUGGCCCAAAAUCCUGGCCCAUAAUAAUCAAAUACCAUGUGUGCUUCUCUAGAAGAGGAAAUUUGCCAAGAUAGGAACUACCGUCAGGGGAUACCUUUACAUUCAAAAGGCUAAAAUUAUUGAACUUUUCAAUCUCUCAGAAUAAUAUUGCAAACCGCAGGAGGACAGAAAUCAAUAAUGAAUAUUUCUCAACUAAAAGAUAUAUGAAAUCUUGUCAGACAAAAAGAU
Molecule: messenger RNA, 1275 nt
Organism: Schistocerca piceifrons (Central American locust)
Lineage: Eukaryota; Metazoa; Arthropoda; Insecta; Orthoptera; Acrididae
Exons: 9
Coding region: 96-1121 (341 amino acids)
Source: RefSeq, a predicted model, not a curated record